This is a messenger RNA of Sparassis crispa, 1707 nucleotides long. RefSeq lists its product with no specific name. The coding region runs from base 1 to 1707 and encodes 568 amino acids. NCBI's taxonomy places the organism in Eukaryota, Fungi, Basidiomycota, Agaricomycetes, Polyporales, Sparassidaceae. The record is from RefSeq and is a predicted model, not a curated record. The transcript has a single exon.
AUGGCUGACAGGCACGAGACUUUCCGCUCCCCUCCUACCACCACUUUCUCGGGCGUUGGCCUCAGUGCUUCCCCCGCCACGGGAGAUAUGCCGCUGCCGCAGAGCUCUUCCCUUACGCUCCCGUCCCCUCCGUCCGAGAUGGAGGCGAAAUUCUACUACGCCGGCCUGCCCUCUGCCCCGGUCUUGGUCGCUCGCACUAGCACGACUCGGUGGGAGGCGCCCACAGGCCCGGAGGCGUACCGGAAGCUCAAGGAGCUGCGCGCCGUCGGCAACCACGCGCUCAAGGAGGCCUGGGAAGGCAACCUGGCUCUCAAGCUGCACGCCCUUCUGGACUCGAUGAAGGUAAAGUGGACUAGCACCGACAUCGUCCGCAUCGGGAACAGCGGAGAGUCUUCCGCGCCCAUCAUCCUCUGGAUCGGCGUGAUGCCCGCAUCUCUCUCUGGCGAUGACGGCGUCGUCGUGGCCUCCAAGUGCCGGGAGCUUCUUGUAGAAUACGAUAUCGUCGACGUCGACGUCGAGAUCCGCGAGUCGGUUGUUACCCGUUGGGCCGGUCCCGAGCUCUUCACGUCCACCUAUUCAUCCGACCCCACCGUAGAUGUCCGCGCACGUCUUACCACUACGCUCGGUCUCCCCAUCUGUGCCCAGUCUACGCCUUGGUCUGAGGGUACCAGCGGCUUCUUCAUUACCGAGGGCGGGAAUACCGAGAGGCUCCUCCUCGUCACCGCUCGCCACGUCAUCUUCACGCCGGACAAGAACGAGAACAAGCACUUCGAGCGUAAGAACGACAGCCAGCGCCGUUAUAACGUCACGCUCUUCGGCGAUGCGGCGUUCAACAAGUACGUCGAAUCUAUCAAGGCCGAGAGCGGAGGUAAGGCACUUAUCGCCCAGUAUCAGGAGCGACGUAUUAGGGCGAUUGAGGGCAAGAAUGACCCAGCAGCGAACAAGGAGCGCCAGAAGGCCCAGGCCGAGUUGGACGAGGUGAGAGAGGCGAUGGAAGAGCUCAACACCUUCUACCAGGACGUUUCGACUCGCUGGGCCACCCCGGAGAGCCGCGUUCUAGGCCAUGUCAUCCUCUCUCCUCCCAUCAACGUCGGCGUCGGCAGCAGCAGCGACGAGGGUUAUACCGAGGACUGGGCCGUGAUUGAGAUCGAUGCCUCCAAGGUCGACGCGAGCAAUUUCAACGGCAAUGCCAUCGACCUCGGUACCCGCAUCCCAGCCGACGAGUUCACUCAUAUGAUGUACCUCAAUCCCCGGAGUGCCCAUUCCUUCACGUAUCCAGGCGACCAUCUUCUGAGGCUCAAGGGCACCAUUCCGGACGAGGAGAUGCGUCACCCGACUGCACUCGACGAGAACGACGACCCGUGCCUUAUGGUGAUCAAGCGCGGUAACACCACUGGCCUGACCGUCGGCUGUGCCAACGACAUUUGCUCCUACGCCCGUAAGUACUACGACGAUGACAAAGCCAAGACCUCCAAAGAAUGGGUCAUCCUCCCGUUCGACUCCAAGUCCGGCGCCUUCUCGGCCAAGGGUGACUCGGGUUCUAUUAUCGUCGACGGCCUCGGACGCAUCAGCGGCCUCCUCACCGGCGGUGCUGGCGCCACGCCUUCCUCGGACGUCACCUACGCCACGCCCAUCAGCUUCCUCCUCAAGCGCAUGCAAGACAACGGACUCCGCAAGCCCAACGUCAACACGGUCCUCACCGCCUAG